GCCAACCUCACCACCAUGUCUGACAAGCGGCUGCAAAUCCAGAACCCCUUGUACCCGGUGACGGAGAACUCCUACAGCGCUUACGCCGUGAUGUUCCUGUCCCUCAUCGUCUUCGCGGUGGGCAUCAUCGGAAACCUCUCCGUGAUGUGCAUCGUGUGGCACAACUACUACAUGAAGAGCGCUUGGAACUCCAUCCUGGCCAGCCUGGCUUUCUGGGACUUCCUCAUCCUCUUCUUCUGCCUGCCUGUCGUCAUCUUCAACGAGAUCACCAAGAAGAGGCUGCUGGGGGACGUGUCCUGUCGCAUUGUGCCCUUCAUGGAGGUAUCGUCGCUGGGAGUCACCACCUUCAGCCUCUGCGCCCUGGGCAUCGACAGGUUCCACGCGGCCACCAGCCCCCAGGCCAGCGCCCGGCCCAUCGAGCAGUGCCAGUCCAUCAUCGCCAAGCUGGCUGUCAUCUGGGUGGGCUCAAUGACGCUGUCGGUGCCAGAGAUCUUGCUCUGGCAGCUGACACAGGACACGUCACCCGUGUCUGGCGUGGUGACAGAGUACUGCACCAUGAAGCCCUCGUCCAACCUGCCCGAGUCUGUCUACUCGCUGGUGCUCACCUACCAGAACGCUCGGAUGUGGUGGUACUUUGGUUGCUACUUCUGCUUGCCCAUCCUCUUCACCGUGAGCUGCCAGCUGGUGACCCGCAGGAUCCGCGGCACCGAGAAGAAGAGCGAGUGCCGAGGGACCAAGCACAGCCAGUGCGAGAGUCACUUGAACUGCACCAUCAUCGGGCUGACCGUCAUCUACGGGCUCUGCACCACCCCCGAGAAUGUCUGCAACAUCGUGGUGGCCUACAUGUCCCCUGACAUGUCCAAGCAGACCCUGGACCUGCUCAACCUCAUCAACCAGUUCUUCCUGUUCUUCAAGUGCUCGGUGACGCCCGUCCUGCUCCUGUGCCUAUGCAGACCCCUGGGCCAGGCCUUCAUGGACUGCUGCUGCUGCUUGUGC
Molecule: messenger RNA, 996 nt
Organism: Apaloderma vittatum (bar-tailed trogon)
Lineage: Eukaryota; Metazoa; Chordata; Aves; Trogoniformes; Trogonidae
Gene: GPR37L1
Product: G protein-coupled receptor 37 like 1
Exons: 2
Biological process (GO): positive regulation of MAPK cascade; adenylate cyclase-inhibiting G protein-coupled receptor signaling pathway
Cellular component (GO): signaling receptor complex; plasma membrane
Molecular function (GO): G protein-coupled peptide receptor activity
Source: RefSeq, a predicted model, not a curated record